This is a messenger RNA of Lampris incognitus (smalleye Pacific opah), 2154 nucleotides long. RefSeq names its product regulator of G-protein signaling 1. The transcript is spliced from 6 exons. Bases 313 to 1308 code for a protein of 331 amino acids. The record is from RefSeq and is a predicted model, not a curated record. Lineage: Eukaryota; Metazoa; Chordata; Actinopteri; Lampriformes; Lampridae.
GCAUGCAGCCAGGGGAUCAGCGCGACUCGCUGUCCCGCACACGCAUCCGGACACUCACUCGGGGAGAACCUAGAGGAGAACCCUCAGGAGAACCUAGGGGAGAACCCUCAGGAGAACCUAGGGGAGAACCCUCAGGAGAACCUAGAGGAGAACCUAGAGAAGGACGAGAGAGGACGGCAGCGGCGCAGCUUGUUUCACACGCGUGAGGCUGACGGUGCUCGAACCCACGCCUCACGUUCAUGGACCUGCUAUUCCGACCCGCAGACCGACGGAGCGGGACCGCCGAGAGACAGCAGGACGCGGAGAGGCACCAUGCGUAGGUUCAGCUCGGAGGGGUCCCUCCUGGACUUGGACUUUCUCCCAUGGAGGAGGGUGGAAUUGAAAGAGCCAGGCUACGAAAACCAGAGGGCGAGCGGUACGUACACCCCUCACCAGGAUGGAAACGGACCGGACGGGAGGCCUGCCACCCUCCCGCCCGCCAUCCUGGAAACAGGAGUGAGUAAAGCCGAGAAGGGGGAGCUGACCAAGGAGCACAGCGUCAGCGUGGAGAACCUGCCAGAGAAGCACUGCCUCGAGGUGAGGGUGAUCGGAGAAGGGUACAGGGCCUACAGCGACAGCCAGCUGGUCCCGGCGGCUCAGGGCAGCACCGAGAGCAUGGGAGGAUAUGACCAGCCUCCUCCUUCUCCCUCGUCCUCCUCCAAUCCUUUUUGCUUUACAUCCCACUCCCGGCACCAUGCUAGAGCCAAGCUCUCAUCAGCCAAGCUACAUCUGAAGAAUCUGUUUGGACAGAGUCCACAUUCCUCACACUCAAAUCUCUUCAACACUGAACAAAAAGACAGUGCUAAAGAGAGGAGGUCUCGUCUACUAUUUAUGCGCCAGUGGAGUCAGGUGGGCCACAGCAAGGGAAAGUUCAGCAAGGAAGAGCUGGGGAAAUGGGCCGAGUCGCUGGACAGCCUCCUGGCAAGUCGAAUGGGUGUGUCAGUGUUUGGAGCAUUCCUGCGCUCUGAGUUUAGUGAGGAAAACCUGCAGUUCUAUCUGGCCUGUGAACAGUACAGACACUCGUCCAACAACUUCAGCCUGCAGAGGAGGGCCAAGGACAUCUGCACUACCUACAUCCAGCAAGGUGCCCCACGAGAGGUGAACCUGGACAGCAAGACCAGACAGCUGACUGUACAGCUGCUGCAGGCGCCAUCGCACGCCUCCCUGUCCCACGCACAGAAACGCAUCUACUCCCUGCUAGACACUGACUGUUACCCCAGGUUUCUGCAGUCCGACAUCUACCUCGCCUUACUCAGAGACGCAGACUAGAGGGAGACAUUCUAACUUGGUGUCCACAUGGGACAAUCGGGGGGACAGUGGCCCAUGUCUUCCCCACAGUAUAUAGUGAUAAAGGGAAAUAAAGUCAGAUGUCUCCUGAUGAGGGGAUGUGGUCAGUGCUAUGUACAUACCAUUGUUAGGAGCAACUGAAGGGCACAUGGAUGCCCUGUUAAAAGAGCGAGCUUUAGAGAGCUGUGCAUUUGAUAGUUUGUUAGCAGGGUGUGCUAACGGCCUGACGUGGAGAAUCCAGCUGCAGGCUGACUGAGUAAAUGUGGAGGAGGCACUUCUUCCCCUUGGUUUAUGUGAACCGUAAAACUAUGCACAUCUCUUGUUUUAAUCAUUAAACAUCCUGGUCCGUGGCCUCCCUGAGUAGCUGCAGUCCCCACGGUCCAGUGAGCACAUUCUGCUUCCUGUGCUGACGGAGAGGAAAAGCAAGUCAGGCAGGAAUAAGUGCCGUCGUGAAAAGGGCAAAGUACUACAUGAGUUACUUAUACGUCAGAAACACACAUCCCAGAGGAAAGUCUGAUGGGAAGAAAUGACAGCGCAGGGAUCUCUUUUCAAUCAGUCUUUCCAGGGAAGUAUUCUAGUGUCCAUUUGAAACAGAUUAUUUUUCAUAAAAACAAACUGUACCUUGAGGCCUUAUUAGUAUGCAUGCCAGUGGUUAAUGUAAUGGGUGCAGUGUGCGCCCUCAUCAGAGAUGGCUCUUGUAAACCUAAACCACACCCUCAUUUAAUGUGGCACAUGUUCUGUGAUGUAACUCACGAGUGUGUACACCACUAGUCUUGGUCUAAACAUGUUGGGCAAGUCUGGUGACAAAUAAAAUCCACUUUUGUAUCU